AUCUAGAUUCUGAACUCAUAAGAAAUACAUUCUUAAGAUCUGAGCAACUUCAACAUGUUUCCUCUUUUGCACAAUUUACUCUGUUUUUGCCAGCUGUAGGGGGAGGAAGGAGCUUGCCUGUCUCCUGGGGUUUCAUGACAUAUUGCUACUCAUUUCAAUUUUCAGGACUAGAGUGUAGUAACUUGUAUUUUUUUAUAAAGCAAAGAUGGUAGUCUCAGAGGGUGAUGAAUUCUGUGCCCCCAAAUGUCCUUGUGUGUUUUUGCUCACACAGUCCCGUCCUGGAUAAGGUAAGCAACAUGUAGGCUGUGGGCACCUUUUGGGGCGACUGAGAGAACAUGGCAAGAGGGCCUUUCUUGGGCAGGAAGGUGGCGACGUGGAUGCAGCUCAGCUUGGGAUUCAGGGGGCAGGUGGAGGGAGGAUGGCUCUCUCCUCUGCGAGUGAUGGAGGACACACAGGCAAGCUCUCAUGCAUGGUCCGUUCUUCCUCUCCACCAGAUUCCAAGGAGCUGGCUCUCAUUCCCGAGACGGCCCAGAAUGUGCUCUGCGGCCUGAGCAUUCUGAGCAUUGGCAUUCUGGGCAUCAUCGCUGGCCCCAUCAUCUUCAUCAAAGCCAUGAGGAUGAAGGAGGACAGCAACCACCGCAGGGGCCCCAUAUAACCAAGAAGGAGACAGGUAGCCCUUUCCUGACGGUUUCUCUAUAGUGCCCUGAAAUGCAUCUCCCAAGACUUUGUUUCUUCAGUCAGCUGGAAGGACCUGCUACUUGCUUGCCCAUGUGCUCACCUGGCCUGCUCUGCCCUCCCCAAAGCACCCCACUGGCAUCAAAAGAGCAACAGAGAGUCGAAGGCUGAUGUGGCAUCAGUGCAUCUGGGGAACUCCACGCUGGUGUAUUCCAGCAUCAGCCAAAGAACUCAGAUAUGUCAUACUUUUAAAAAGAUGGUUUCUGCUUGCCAUAGGACAGGAUGAGGACCUCUUGGGGGGCAUUGUACUGUUCCCAUUCACAACCCCCCCUGCAACGUCUCAGAUUUUAGUGGGCACUUCCACUUUUUAAAGCCUCAUGCCACAUUUAUUAGAGCAGAAAUGUAUUAGUUUCUACAACCGAAGAUUAAACGUUUUAGGAUGCUAUCUUGUCUAUGCAAUAUCAGGUACAGAAUGCACACCCCUGUGAGGACCCUGACCCAGGAGGGGUUAAUUCCCGCUCUUUCCAUCUGCAGGACGAUGCAAGCGAGACCCUCUGCUCGGGUGAUGAGGCUGCACAGUGUCCAGGGCAGAUUCCUUGGCUUGGACUUGGGGUGCUAACACUCCCCAGUCAUGGGCUCUCCCCAUCUGAUGCCCAGGGGUGCAGGUCUCCUCCUGGCCCUGUCAGAGACGGGUAUGUCAUAUUCUGGAGAGUUGGAGGGGAGGGGGCUUCUUGCCUUGCAUUGAGGGCAUCUGCAGGGCACAAGGAGACCCUGUGCCAACAGCCACAUUUGCAACAAAGCGUGGCAAUUCAUCCACACCACAAUCACCCCCAUCUCUAGUUUUUGGAGAGAGGCUUGCUCAGUUCUGUGCUCUGCACUGCAGUGACCUCAGGUGCUUGAUCCAUCGCUGUCUACAGGCCCCAAUAUCAUAUUCAUCCAGGUACAGAAAUGUCUGUCUGAAGAGAAGGCUCUCUUUUCUCCUGCAAAAUAUUCCAGGUGGCAUCUGCACAAUCCAAACUCUGUUGUUCAUAGACAUGCGCCAUGUUUCCAAAAGCAAUGAUUAAAAUUCAGAUUUUGAG
This is a messenger RNA of Rhineura floridana, 1754 nucleotides long. Its product is annotated as HLA class II histocompatibility antigen, DR alpha chain-like. The record is from RefSeq and is a predicted model, not a curated record. The coding region runs from base 419 to 655 and encodes 78 amino acids. The transcript is spliced from 2 exons. Lineage: Eukaryota; Metazoa; Chordata; Lepidosauria; Squamata; Rhineuridae.